CCUAUCACGUAAAGCGUUUACUUUGGCGUCGUAACAGACAAUUCGAUUAAUUUACUUCGUUUUCAUUGCUCUUUGCAACAAUAAGCCAACGAAUAAACAGAUUUCUAAUAAAAUAUAUAAACUAUGUUAUAAACUGGAAAUAAAAAUACAAGAAUAAUGUUAAACAUUUUCAAAAAACACCUCUUUUAUGAAUCUAUACUAGCGCGAGUAUAGUUGUUGUCAAACGUAUACUAUUACCAAGGAAUAUUGUGCAAGGUAGCCAGUCAACUGAGUGGCCAGUCACCAUUUUAUAUACAUACAUAUUUACCAAAAAUUUCAAUACAGUUUUGCGUUGUUGAGUGAGGCAGAUGUGUCAGAGGGAUGGCGGAAAAAUCAUUACUUAAAAUUACAAACGGAAAGCAGUUCGAGCGGUUAGUGCAUUUGAUGCAGAAAAAUCCCCAAAUUGCCCGAGGAGCGCGAACAUAUGGACAAAGCAAGCAGCAAGUAGAGGAACAGUGGAACAAAAUUGCGGACGAGCUUAACAAUUUUGGGCCACCAUGUCGGACAGGCAAAGAAUGGCAGAGGGUAUGGAUUAACUAUAAGGCAAAAACCAAGAAAAAAAUGAGUGAUGAACAUUUUCAACCAUAUCCCUUAACCAAACUGGAACAAACGGUGGCCGCCCUACUACAAGCAGAGUUUGGCGAUAGUUUUGGUGCCGUAUCUGAUGAACCGCCAUCUGCAUCAAAUUCAUUCAGCAGCGCCAUUAAGGAACCAACGAAGGAUCAAUACACUUUAUUAUUGCAAGAGAUCGAAAGGAAGCCAGAAGUAGGUAAACACACACCAGCGUUUGGUCCACCACGCAAUCAAGAGGAUUGGGAAAGAAUAGCAAAAAAACUUAAUGCUAUAGGACCACCGGAACGUAGCAUACGUGAAUGGAAAAAAAUUUUCCGUAGUUUAAAAUUAAAUACAAAAAAGAAGAUUGAAGAAAAUGAAGAAGCGGCUUACCCCAAGCAUAUACUAACGGAAACUGAAAAGGCAAUGGGGAAGGUUCUUGAACUCAUUGAAGCUGAAAAACCGAUUGGUGAAACAUUUGGUGUACCUGCAGACAAAUCAUUGCCAAUGGUUACUAUCGCCAAAAUGUCGCCACCUUCAGCCACGGCUAUGUCCGAUGGGGGGGAAUCUGUUGAAGCAGAACCUAUGUCACCAUCAACAAAUUGCACGAUUGGCGCUCGUAAACGAAAAUCUGAGCAUCACAGUAGUUUUCUUUUUCGUCGUCAAUUACAACACCAAGUACAAUACAUGAAAAUAUCAAAAGAAAUGAUAGAAAUAAUGGACCGACAGAGUCUCUCACUACAUAAACUAACAACUGCUGUCGAGAGACAAGAAGAGUUAAUGGAGAGACAAUUGAAUUUGCUGGAAAGACAAACUGUAGCUAUUGAACGUCAAGCUGCUGCUAUGGAAAGAAUGGCGGAGUUAUAAUAGUUUUAUGGCUCUUUAAAGACUAAAAGUCUUUUUCAAUUUGAAAAAAGUUUUAAUUUUUUAAUAGGUAGUAAUAUUUUUUAUAAAAAUUAACAUAAUACAAGUUUUGAGAAUACCAAAAUACA
This is a messenger RNA of Bactrocera latifrons, 1583 nucleotides long. RefSeq lists its product as uncharacterized. The record is from RefSeq and is a predicted model, not a curated record. Gene Ontology annotation, cellular component: nucleus. The transcript is spliced from 4 exons. NCBI's taxonomy places the organism in Eukaryota, Metazoa, Arthropoda, Insecta, Diptera, Tephritidae. The coding region runs from base 361 to 1458 and encodes 365 amino acids.